Messenger RNA from Odocoileus virginianus texanus, 6820 nucleotides. It is a transcript of the gene RBM26, whose product is annotated as RNA binding motif protein 26. NCBI's taxonomy places the organism in Eukaryota, Metazoa, Chordata, Mammalia, Artiodactyla, Cervidae. Gene Ontology annotation, biological process: mRNA processing. Gene Ontology annotation, cellular component: nucleus. Gene Ontology annotation, molecular function: RNA binding; metal ion binding. The record is from RefSeq and is a predicted model, not a curated record.
UCAUCAAUUCUCGCGACAUUUAUCGGCAGCCAUCUUCUUGGGGGUGCUGGGAGCCGGGAAGACCCCCCGAAUCGUUCCCAUUCAGCUGCCCUUCGUUUUCGCUUUCUUCACUUUUUCCUCUCCUGCGUUGCCAGCAAGCACCUGGUUUCAGGGCUGAGGGCAAGCCCGUGUCUAGGCGCGUGUCGCGCUCUGGUCCAGGAAGAUUCGCUGGGGUGAAGGGAAGGGGGAGGGCCUGGGCAAACCGUUGCUGCCUCAGCCGGGGCCGGGGUCCGGGGAGGGGAGCUCUUGGCACCCCGUGGACUCGCGGCCUACGGCGGUCCCCGUGAAGCUGUUCGCCGAUCCGGGCUCGCGGGAACCUGCCACCGGCGCCUCCCACCGCGGCCCACGCGGGCGGCGCGCGGAGUAGGGGGCGGGGGCAGCGGCGGCUGUAGCGGCCGCGACCUGGGCGGGCGGAGGAGUGUGACGGGCCUCGGGGCCGCUGUGGAUGGUUUCUAAAAUGAUCAUUGAAAACUUCGAGGCACUCAAGUCCUGGCUCAGCAAGACUCUCGAGCCCAUCUGUGAUGCAGAUCCAUCAGCCCUGGCAAAGUAUGUUCUUGCUUUGGUAAAGAAAGACAAAAGUGAAAAAGAGUUAAAGGCAUUAUGUAUUGAUCAACUGGAUGUAUUUCUUCAAAAAGAGACACAGAUAUUUGUGGAAAAACUUUUUGAUGCUGUGAAUACAAAGAGUUAUCUACCUCCUCCAGAGCAGCCAUCAUCAGGAAGCUUAAAGGUAGAAUUUUUUCAGCACCAAGAAAAAGAUAUAAAAAAAGAAGAGAUCACAAAGGAGGAAGAGCGAGAGAAGAAGUUUUCUAGAAGGCUAAAUCACAGUCCUCCUCAGUCAAGCUCCCGAUACAGAGAAAAUAGAAGUCGUGAUGAGAGGAAAAAAGAUGAUCGUUCUCGCAAAAGAGAUUAUGAUCGAAACCCCCCUCGAAGAGAUUCAUACAGAGACCGGUACAACAGAAGACGAGGACGAAGUCGCAGUUACAGCAGGAGUCGGAGUCGAAGUUGGAGUAAAGAGAGGCUUCGUGACAGAGAUAGGGAUAGAAGCAGGACUAGAAGCAGAAGCAGGACACGAAGCAGGGAAAGGGAUCUGGUAAAACCUAAAUAUGACCUGGAUAGAGCAGAUCCAUUAGAAAACAAUUAUACUCCAGUCUCUUCGGUACCUAAUAUUUCAUCUGGCCACUACCCUGUACCUACUUUGAGCAGCACUAUUACAGUAAUUGCUCCUACUCAUCAUGGUAAUAACACUACCGAAAGUUGGUCUGAAUUUCAUGAGGACCAGGUGGACCAUAAUUCAUACGUAAGACCACCAAUGCCAAAGAAACGGUGUAGAGACUAUGAUGAAAAGGGUUUCUGUAUGAGAGGAGACAUGUGCCCUUUUGAUCAUGGAAGUGACCCAGUAGUUGUAGAAGAUGUCAAUCUUCCUGGUAUGCUGCCUUUCCCAGCACAGCCUCCUGUUGUUGAAGGACCACCUCCUCCUGGACUCCCUCCACCACCACCAAUUCUUACACCCCCACCUGUGAAUCUGAGACCCCCUGUGCCACCGCCAGGCCCAUUACCACCCAGUCUACCACCUGUCACAGGACCACCACCUCCACUUCCUCCUUUGCAACCGUCUGGCAUGGAUGCACCCCCAAACUCUGCAACCAGCUCUGUUCCUACUGUGGUAACAACUGGCAUUCAUCACCAGCCGCCUCCUGCUCCUCCCUCUCUUUUCACUGCAGAUACAUAUGACACAGACGGCUACAAUCCUGAAGCCCCAAGCAUAACAAACACUUCCAGACCAAUGUAUAGACACAGAGUGCAUGCACAAAGGCCCAACUUGAUAGGGCUCACAUCAGGGGAUAUGGAUUUGCCACCCAGAGAAAAGCCUCCUAAUAAAAGCAGUAUGAGGAUAGUAGUGGAUUCAGAGUCAAGGAAAAGAACCAUUGGUUCUGGGGAGCCUGGAGUUCCUACAAAGAAGACUUGGUUUGAUAAACCAAAUUUUAAUAGAACAAACAGCCCAGGCUUCCAGAAAAAGGUUCAGUUUGGAAAUGAAAAUACGAAACUUGAACUUAGGAAAGUUCCUCCAGAAUUAAAUAAUAUCAGCAAACUUAAUGAGCAUUUUAGUCGAUUUGGAACCUUGGUUAACUUGCAGGUUGCCUAUAAUGGGGAUCCUGAAGGUGCCCUUAUCCAAUUUGCAACAUAUGAAGAAGCAAAGAAAGCUAUAUCAAGUACAGAAGCAGUGCUAAAUAAUCGAUUUAUUAAAGUUUACUGGCACAGAGAAGGAAGCACCCAGCAAUUGCAAACUACUUCUCCAAAGGUGAUGCAGCCUUUAGUUCAGCAGCCCAUCUUGCCUGUUGUGAAGCAGUCAGUCAAAGAGCGGUUGGGUCCAGUACCUUCAAGUACUAUUGAACCAGCAGAAGCCCAGAGUGCCAGUUCAGACCUUCCUCAGGUGUUGUCUACAUCUACUGGCCUAACAAAAACGGUGUAUAAUCCAGCUGCUUUGAAGGCUGCACAAAAAACGUUACUUGUUUCCACUUCUGCAGUUGAUAAUAAUGAAGCACAGAAAAAAAAGCAGGAGGCACUGAAACUUCAGCAAGAUGUAAGGAAAAGGAAACAAGAAAUUUUAGAAAAGCACAUUGAAACACAGAAGAUGUUAAUUUCAAAACUGGAGAAAAACAAAGCAAUGAAGUCUGAAGAUAAAGCAGAAAUAAUGAAAACUUUAGAGGUUUUGACUAAAAAUAUUACGAAGUUGAAAGAUGAGGUCAAAGCUGCUUCUCCUGGACGCUGUCUUCCAAAAAGUAUAAAAACUAAGACUCAGAUGCAGAAAGAGUUGCUUGACACAGAACUGGAUUUAUAUAAGAAGAUGCAAGCUGGAGAAGAAGUCACUGAACUUAGGAGAAAGUACACAGAAUUACAGCUGGAGGCUGCAAAGCGAGGGAUUCUUUCAUCUGGUCGUGGUAGAGGAGUUCAUUCAAGAGGUCGAGGUGCAGCUCACGGCCGAGGCAGGGGUCGAGGCCGAGGUCGAGGUGUGCCUGGUCAUGCUGUGGUGGAUCACCGUCCCAGGGCAUUGGAGAUUUCUGCAUUUACAGAGAGUGAUAGAGAAGAUCUUCUUCCUCACUUUGCGCAAUAUGGUGAAAUUGAAGAUUGUCAGAUUGAUGACUCUUCACUACAUGCAGUAAUUACAUUCAAGACACGAGCAGAAGCUGAAGCAGCUGCAGUUCAUGGAGCUCGUUUCAAAGGGCAGGAUCUAAAGCUGGCAUGGAAUAAGCCAAUAACUAAUAUUUCAGCUGUUGAAACAGAAGAAGUUGAACCUGAUGAAGAGGAAUUUCAGGAAGAGUCUUUGGUGGAUGAUUCAUUACUUCAAGAUGAUGAUGAAGAAGAAGAGGACAAUGAAUCUCGUUCUUGGAGAAGAUGAUUUGACUGAUCAUUGAUCUGCAUAUGAUAGAACUCUACCUGUGUUUCAUUAGUAUUAUCUAAUGUACUUUUACAUAUUUGUAAAAACAAUUUUUGGUAAAAUGUGAUGAAGAUGGAUUUCACAAAUAGACAAAAGAGAAGAAAACUACCUUCUGAAUCCUGUAUUUUGAAAGAUUGAUGUUUGCAUUUUAUUUCAGUAAACAAUUGGUAAAGACAUCACACUAGAAACAUAUGCAAUGUUUUUAUUACAUACUUACUGAACAUUACAGAAUUCUUUGGGUUCUUUGUAAUUUAAUGAAUCGGUCUGAAGACUUAAUGACCAAUACUUGUUAUAACUUAGAGAAUUUUGUUUUACUCCAAAUAAGGAAUGAAUUUGCAUUUAAAAUCUUAAUGAAUGUUUUCAAAAAAUGAAUAGAUAACAUAGUACUCUUUAACUAAAGUCUCCAAGUUAUGUAUUCAUAAUAUUACAUAGUAGUAUGCUUAGGCUUUACUAUGUAUUAGCCUUUUGUUGGACUUGUGUAUGUAUUUUACCAUAUGGGUUUUAAUGAUAACGGUGUAUGACUGCUUUGCAUUUGAGUCCUUAUGCAUUCAGAUGUUAAAAAAUAAAGUGGAAUGGUCUCUUGAAAAGAAAAGAAAAGAAAAAAAGCAAUGACAAAAAAAAAGACAAUGUUCCUUGAUUUAAAAAAAAAAAAAAAGAAAAGAAAAAGAAUUAAAUAGACCAUUCCAGAUGGUGAUCUACCCUUCUCCCCAGUUAUCACAAAAGGAGCUAUAAUCACUAACUUAUUCUUAAUAAUGGUUACUGGUACCUUUACAAUAAUGUACAAUCCAUUGUUUAAAAUUUAUACCACUUCAGUUUGGUUUGAUCCUAUAAACUUUCAACAGAUGUCUUAAAAUUUAAAAGCAGGCUGAUUAGUUUGGAACCAGACUUCAAGUAGAGAUAACAUUUGGUGAAUAAGAAAACAUCACAUUACAUUUUGGAUGUAUGAAAGAAAACUUGACCAUUUGAAGAUGUAUGAAUAAAGAAAUGUACUAUAGAUACUACUUUAGGAAAGCACUGUUUGGUAAGUGUUCCAGUCUGAUAUUUUAAGUGUGCAUUUCCUAUACUUCUAUAAAAAAAAAAAAUCUUUGACAUUUGCAACAAUAUUGUGAUUUUUAAGUGGACUUCUCUGACAACAUGAUCUUUGAAAGUUGAUACAGCAGUUUCCAGGAAAUAAAUGCGUUCUUUGUAGAAUGGAGGGUGGGAGAUUACAUAUUUAUCUUUUAAAUUUAUCCUUUUGGUUGCAAGUAUUUCUGCCCCUUCUGAGAUUACAGUGAUUAUAUUGAAAAUCACACACAAAAAAACUUUUCUUCCCAUGCUGGGGUCCUCACAGUCACAAACUGUAGUUUCACCACCAUAGUCUUUUGCCAGUGGAGUAGCUCAUGGAUGCUGUUCCUCUUUUUCUUUUCUUCCUCCACUUAAAGUUGUAUAUAUACUCCCAAUGGUAGUUCUGUUUCAUAGGAACGUUUUGGCUUGCAGUUGAUGCACACCUUUAUAUUUAAAAUUUCACAGUCAGAUUUCUUUUGUCAAAAUAGUGACUUUACUCAACUUCUCUACUAUACUUAGAGCUGUGAUAUAUUUUUAUGUAUAGUCUCUUGUAUGUUGACUAUGUGCUAUUCUGAUUCAUUAGGUAAGUUUGUUUUCUUUUCUUUUUAGUAGUCGUGAAAGAUGCCAAAUUGGCAGAGGCUCACGUUUCUUCUCUUUACACCAAACAGCAGAGGGAGAUCAUCAUUGCCUGAAUUUAGCUUUGUGACUACAACAGCAAGACCUGUUCCUGUCUGGAGACGACUGUUAUAAUAAUAUGAUACUAUCACUUUAUGUUUGCCCUUUACCAGUUUGAAUAGAUGUUUACAUGUACCAUAAUUGGCAUUUUUAUUUUUCCAGUUCUUUUAGGGUACAUCUGAGUCCAGAAGUAAAUCUGAGUGUGUGCUUUGUCUGAUCUUAUACUUAAAUGUUUUCUCCCCUUUAUAGCCGUUUGUUUUUAAACAUUCUUAAGAAGGAAAAAAAAAAUCCUCUUGGUUUUCCUAACAUGAAAUGAGUUUUCAGGCUCAGCCAAGUUGAAAUUGUAUCUAGGAAAUCUAUAAAGCCAUGAUACUAUGUUCAUCAGCAUGAACAAUCUAGAAUGAUGAAAGUGAUUAAAAAGUUAAACCGUGGUUUGGCUUUAAUUUUUCUGGGCUUUAGGAUACAUUUCUGGAGUUAGGAUGGUUACUUACAGUAAUUUUGAACAAAUGGUUAAAAUAUUUUUUUCACAUGGUAAUAACUUGCCUGUUUCUUCUAAAUAUAUUUAUUGAAGUCUACGCCAAGGCCACUUACCCAAAUAAUUUUUAAAAAUUCUUAACUCUUCAAAAUCAACAAGGAGAAUAAUUUGCUUUUCAAGUAGUAUGGGAUGAUCUGUGAAUUAUAAAUAUUGAGAAAUAUCUAAUGAACGUCUGAUUUACACAGUAUUUCCUUGUUUUCUUCACUUGCAACCAAGACAUCAAAGACAAUCUUAAAAGCAAGGGGAAAUAGUGUGUGUCUAACACUGUUAAAGACUGUAGUUUUCCUGCCUUAAGAGGUGUAUGUCCGUGUUAUUUAUUUGUAAGCAAUAUGGUGUAGAAUUAUUUAUAAAGAGUGAAGUUAAAUUUUAUUCUAAAUUUUCAUCCAAAGUACCCUCUUUAUAAUGGGCACCAUAAAGUUUUCAGAACAUUAAUUUCUUAGUGUUCCUUCUUAGAUUCUCAUUAACAUUUUAGAAGUUAGAAGUUACACUUAAUUGCAACUUUUCAUUAAAAGGGUCCAAAUUAUAUUUGAUUCUCUUCACCCUUGUUUUCCUUUUGUUUUUAGUUCCAUUCAGCCAUGCUCACAUUUUCACCUUUUUGUGCAAAGUUAAGUAUUCUGCAAGCACUUUCUCUUUGCAUUUGUUGUCAGGAAAAAAAAAAAUGAAUACAUCAGACAUAAUGUAAAUUAUCUAUUUUGAUUCAUAUUAAUCAAAAACAGCAUGGUUAAUGUAGACUUGGUUUAAAGGAACAGUAAGUAUUUUGGAAAUUUUUCUUAACUAUGACCUUGUAGCCUACAAGGCAUUUUAAAAAUUAGACUUUUGUAUUAGUUCACAUUGUAAACUAACAUGUAGCCGCUGGGAAUUCGCAGAUAUUUUCCCAGGUCAGUUCAGUAUUUUUUUCUUUGUAAGGAAAGAUUCUCUGUCUGUGUAACAGUUAGAAUAGUUCUAACAUGCUGGGCUGAAAACCCAAAGAUAAUUCUCUGAAGAGACCAUACUUGCUGUUAACAGCUUUGGGUUGAUUAAUAGCUGUGGAUCACAUACCACUACUCUCUCUUAUUUUGUCAUCUUCCUUCCCCCCCCCCCCCUUGCUUUUA